UUCCGUUUAGAUGUUAUGCUUGGGAAAUUAACACUAUAGGCUACUAUUUGCCCCCAUGGCUUUACAAUGUGUCAGCUGUGGUGACAACAUAUCCGACUUGACAAGAAGGAAUGGAAAUAGACGGCAACAUUGAUGCGAUGUACAAGUAUGUAUGCCACAGUGUGCGUUGGAUUGUAUGCCCUUUUUGUAAGUGCUUUGCUGAAACUCUAGUAGUCGCCAAGGGCGUCAUCAACAUGAUCUCAGCCCUUUCGCCUCUCAGUUGGUGGAGACCUUUACAAAAAGGCCUUGGUCCUCACAUGCAUGCGGGUGAAGUUUUCAAGGAAUGCUUUGAAUGGCUGGAGUUCAGUCGACGAACAACUGUCCUUUCCGAGUCCCUCAUACAAGAACUUGAGGACCUACUUGAACAACUUGAGGAAGACACUUACUCUGAAGAUGGCUCUGAAGACUGCUCUGCAGCCACCAUCACACAAUGCAGAAGAGGAUGUCAUUUGACCAGUGGUAGCCCUAAAGUGGACACAACUGAAUAUAACAUGGUUGUGUGCCAAAAUUCUGCCAAGGCCUUGCUGCCAAACACCUCAUCAGGUCACACGGAGCCUAAGUCUAUGACAGCCAGACACAAACUCAUGACUGUUGCUGCUGGGGAAACAAGGCUAACUCCCCUCCUCCGCAGUCAUCAACGGCAGCAAGCCCACCAGGGAGGAGGCCGCAAGCGCUGGAGACGUGUUUUGCUGGUGAUCCGUAUCGUGAGGGUGCUGUGUACUCGUCCGGCCAAGUCAAGGGUAGGCCUAUAUACCCCGGCCAGGCCUCCCCAGCUGCCAUGCCCCCCGGCACGCAUAAAGACACGGCCGGAAGUAGCUGAGGCCAAACCUGCGCCCAUCAUGAUGUUCUCCGAAGGGCCCCAGAUCAGCCUGAUUUCACAGGAGCUCAGAGGGAAACUGGAGUCCCACGUGCGACGCAAACUAACACAUCGCUUGUUUGGCUUUCCUGCGAGGCUUGAGAAGCUCCUAGGAGUCAGUGCAGAAUCUUUGCUGAAAUGUCAGGGCGCAGGUGAUGGAAGGCGUUUGAAAGUUUGAAGCAAAUCCAGACAUGCUGCUGCGGACGGCCUGGAAAGCCUGGAAGAGGCCAAGGCUUUAUGAAAUAUUGCUGGGGGAGGUUCAGAAUGUAAUUAAGAACUUUAGGACUCUCAAACUCCAAAUAGGCUUCUAACCCCUGUAUGGACUUAAUUAUGCUUUAUAUUCAAUUAUCUUUU
Sardina pilchardus (European sardine) is the source of this 1249-nucleotide messenger RNA. RefSeq lists its product as uncharacterized. The transcript has 3 exons. NCBI's taxonomy places the organism in Eukaryota, Metazoa, Chordata, Actinopteri, Clupeiformes, Clupeidae. Bases 111 to 1073 code for a protein of 320 amino acids. The record is from RefSeq and is a predicted model, not a curated record.